UUGAAUUUCAGAUUCUUCAUCCAUAAAAUGAGGCACUGGGGAGGUGGGAAAAGAGGAUUUAAUCCCUAAGAUUUGCCAUGGAGAAGAUUUCAGUGUCAGCAUUCUUGCUCCUGGUGGCCCUCUCCUACACUCUAGCCAAAGACACCACAGUCAGACCGGGAGCUAAAAAGGACGCAAAGGACUCUGGACCCAAACUGCCCCAGACCCUCUCCAGAGGUUGGGGUGAUCAACUCAUCUGGACUCAGACAUAUGAAGAAGCUUUAUACAAAUCCAAGACAAGCAACAAACCCUUGAUGAUUAUUCACCACUUGGAUGAAUGCCCACACAGUCAAGCUUUGAAGAAAGUGUUUGCUGAAAAUAAAGAAAUCCAGAAAUUGGCAGAGCAGUUUGUCCUCCUCAAUCUAGUUUAUGAAACAACUGACAAACAUCUUUCUCCUGAUGGCCAAUAUGUCCCCAGGAUUAUGUUUGUUGAUCCAUCCCUGACGGUUAGAGCUGACAUCACUGGAAGAUAUUCAAAUCGUCUCUAUGCUUAUGAACCUUCGGAUGCUGCUCUCCUGCUUGACAACAUGAAGAAAGCUCUCAAGUUGCUGAAGACUGAAUUGUAGAAAAGAAGCAAAAUCUCCAAGCUCUUGCCUCUGUGUUAGGCCCUGACACUUGGAACCGGAGGAGAUUUUAGACGACUUUGGAGAAUGUAGAAGCACUGGUGGACCUACUGAUUAGAUUAUGGUUUGAUGUUACAACAGCUGUUUUUUUUAAAUUUGGUUUCAAGUAUACACAUAUGAAAACAACACUGUAUACUACCAUAGUGAGCCAUGAUUUUUUAAAAAAUAAAUCCUUUUGGGGGUGUUCAA
Messenger RNA from Diceros bicornis minor, 851 nucleotides. RefSeq names its product anterior gradient 2, protein disulphide isomerase family member (gene AGR2). Bases 78 to 605 code for a protein of 175 amino acids. The record is from RefSeq and is a predicted model, not a curated record. Lineage: Eukaryota; Metazoa; Chordata; Mammalia; Perissodactyla; Rhinocerotidae. Gene Ontology annotation, cellular component: endoplasmic reticulum. Gene Ontology annotation, molecular function: dystroglycan binding. The transcript is spliced from 8 exons.